AUGGGCAAGCAGCAGCGACUUAAGAUUAUCCCAAGACGCAGUGCAGCGAGAGGACAUGUCGACCAUGGCUGGAUCAAGGCUUACUACUCUUUUUCAUUUGCGGAGUAUACCGACAAGAAGCAUACACAGUGGGGUCCGUUGCGGGUGAUCAAUGAGGACCGGAUAUCGAAGGGUAGAGGGUUUCCAGAGCAUGAGCAUGACGACUUCGAGAUCUGGACGUAUCUCAUGAAGGGCGAGCUGACACACCGGGAUAACCUGGGUCAUGUCGAAACAAUUGGCCCGGGUGGCAUUCAGUAUACAAGUGCCGGUACAGGCAUUCGCCAUUCUGAGGUCAACGAUAACAAGAAGAAGGACUGUCAUCUUCUUCAGAUAUGGGCAAAACCUGCAAUCUCUGGUCUCAAGCCAACGUACUACACCCGAACACACACCCCCACCUCAAAGACUUCGGUCCUAAAGCCCAUCGUCCUACCCCACGCAUCUUUUCCACCGAACACAACACACGAGACAACCGUUGCAGGUUCAGACACAGCCAAAUCAGACGCGCCGAUCCCAAUUCACCAGGAUCUGGCAAUGUACGCUUGCAUCCUUCCACCCGGAGAAACUGUAACACACACCUUCGGCUCGUUUGGAGGGAAGUGUAACAACAAGAGGAAAGGGCACAUUCAGAUCGCACAAUCAAGCGGAUAUGUACCACCGAACGAAGAGGUGAAGAACGGUGCUAAGAUCCUGCUGAAUGGGGAGGUCGAGCUUGGGGAAGGAGAUACCGCAUACAUCGACGGGGCAGUGCCGGGAAUGGAGAUCACCAUCCAGAAUGUGGGAGAGAAAGGCGGCAAGAAAGCAGAAUUUAUCUGGUUUGACAUGACUGCAGAUUCAUGAAGAGCCCAAGAACGUUGGUCAUAUAGAAUGAAUUAAGGAAAAUGGUAUCAAAACUAGCUAAAAACACAGGGAAACUUUUCC
This is a messenger RNA of Saitoella complicata NRRL Y-17804, 957 nucleotides long. RefSeq names its product Pirin-domain-containing protein. Lineage: Eukaryota; Fungi; Ascomycota; Saitoellomycetes; Saitoellales; Saitoellaceae. The record is from RefSeq and is a predicted model, not a curated record. The transcript has 4 exons. Bases 1 to 876 code for a protein of 291 amino acids.